UUUCGAUUAUUCAUGUGUGAAGGAUGGAACAAAGAACGAUAAAAAUCGUUUUUAUUAUUCUUUGCCAUCAAUUAUUUCCAAUACUUGAUAUAAAAUUAAUUAACUCCCCGUGAAAGAAUCUGAGAGAGUCUAAUAUUAAGCUAGCUAAUGAACUGAGAAUCAGAGUAGCUUGCUACUACCAUUGUUGAUGAUGGGUUUUCUGUUUCUGAUUAUGAUUCUUAUAGUGAUAAGUGAUCAAGUGAAUGGUUCAAUCCAUGACUACUCAAACGAACACUUCACUCACAGCUCCAACGCUUUCUUCUUCCAUGGUGGCAGCGAAGGCCUCUAUGCCUCUUCAUCCCCCAAACCCAACUCCUUCAUCAGGUUUGAAACGGUGAGUUUCAUAAGGCCAAAAGAAUCAGCGAGCAAGCACGGCGUGAUGCAGCAGAACACUGGUUUGGUAGAAGCCAUAAUACUCGAAGUCAAAGACAGAGAACGAAUCGGAGGAUCGUAUCUCAAAUCCGAUUUGAUUUGCUGCGAACCCGAGCUUUCCAGAGAUGAAAAGUGCAACCUCGGUGAAGUUAUCAUCCACAACAACCCCGAUAACCCUGAAUUUCCAAAACGGAUCAAGACUUUCUUUCAGGGAACGAACGAACAAGUUCAAAUGGAGACCCAAACGGUUGGGAUUAAUGCCACCGGAAUGUACUACCUCUACUUCAUGUUCUGCGAUCCUUCUCUAAGCGGCACCGUAAUUAAAGGAAGGAGUGUGUGGAGGAACCCAAAGGGUUAUCUUCCUGGGAAAAUGGCUCCUCUUAUGACUUUAUAUGGGUUUAUGUCUUUGGCUUAUUUGUUGCUUGGACUUGUGUGGUUUUUGAGGUUUGUUCAGUUCUGGAAGGACAUUAUCCAAUUGCAUUAUCACAUUACUGCUGUUAUUGCACUUGGAAUGUGUGAGAUGGCUGUGUGGUAUUUUGAGUAUGCGAAUUUCAAUUCAACUGGAACAAGGCCUAUGGGGAUUACCCUUUGGGCUGUUACCUUCACUUCCGUCAAGAAGACGCUCUCACGGCUUCUUCUGUUGGUUGUUUCUAUGGGAUUUGGGGUUGUACGGCCCACUCUCGGCGGUAGUAAGAUUACCUCAAGAGUUGCGCUUCUUGGUGUGCUCUACUUUGUUGCCUCGCAGGCUCUUGAGCUUGUUGAUCAUUUGGGUAACAUCAAUGACUUCUCUGGGAAGACUAAGUUGGUUUUGGUCCUUCCUGUUGUUUGCCUUGACUCAUGCUUUAUUCUAUGGAUUUUCUCAUCCUUGUCCAAAACCUUGGAGAAACUACAGGUAAGGAGAAACUUGGCUAAACUGGAGCUCUACCGAAAAUUUACAAAUACACUUGCAGUGUCUGUGCUACUGUCCAUUGCAUGGAUUGGCUUUGAGCUGUACUUCAAUGCCACUGAUCCAUUGAGCGAGUUGUGGCAAAUUGCUUGGAUUAUUCCAGCUUUCUGGUCUCUGCUUUCAUAUGCUCUCUUGUUGGUGAUAUGUGUCCUUUGGGCUCCUUCUCGUAACCCUACUAGAUAUGCAUACUUAGAGGAAACAGGAGAUGACUUUGAUGAGGAGGGUAUCUCUCUGACAAGCAGCGUAGCGAAGAUUAAUGCAGAUGUGGCAGCCAAGCUGGAUCGUAAGGAAAGGAAAAGUUCUAGUGCGACAGAUCUUGCUUUCGGAGAAGAUGUUGAGGAAGAUAAGCGAGAAUAAUGUCAAACUUGUAUUGUGGUGUUUCGUAUGACAUUAUUUCUUGCAAGAAGUCUUAUAGAUGUUUAUAUACAUACACAACUUUGUAUGCAAUAGUGUCAUUUGGUGAUGGGGAAACAAGAAGGCAGUGUCUUUAGAUUAAAAUCUUUUAAUUGCAAGUUGUAGGCACCAUACGGGAACAGUUCAUAACAGAUGGUGUGAUGAAAUGCUUCCCCAGUUUAGUUUCAGGUGACAAUAAUUCUCAUGUCUCUAUCUCUGAGCCUUUUAAUAAUCAUCCCUUUUCUUUUGGGGCUUUUCUCAGCAUAA
Molecule: messenger RNA, 2017 nt
Organism: Gastrolobium bilobum
Lineage: Eukaryota; Viridiplantae; Streptophyta; Magnoliopsida; Fabales; Fabaceae
Exons: 5
Coding region: 188-1714 (508 amino acids)
Biological process (GO): transport
Cellular component (GO): Golgi apparatus; membrane
Source: RefSeq, a predicted model, not a curated record